Molecule: messenger RNA, 7013 nt
Organism: Malurus melanocephalus (red-backed fairy wren)
Lineage: Eukaryota; Metazoa; Chordata; Aves; Passeriformes; Maluridae
Product: hematopoietic lineage cell-specific protein-like
Exons: 15
Coding region: 114-1652 (512 amino acids)
Biological process (GO): regulation of actin filament polymerization
Cellular component (GO): cortical actin cytoskeleton; site of polarized growth; plasma membrane
Molecular function (GO): actin filament binding
Source: RefSeq, a predicted model, not a curated record
AGAGCUGAGGUUAAAACAGGAACUCGGAGCGAACACGAACCCAAAGCUGUCGCUGGCAGCAGGUGCCUGAGCAAAAAGCAAGUUUGCCAGCAGGAACUGGUGAGCCUUUAAAGAUGUGGAAAGCAGCUGUGGGACACAACGUGUCAGUGAAGGUGGAGGCUCGGGGAGAUGACUGGGACACGGACCCUGAUUUCGUGAACGACAUCUCCGAGCGGGAGCAACGAUGGGGAGCCAAAAGCAUCGAGGGCUCCGGCCGCGCCGGGCACAUCGAUAUCCAUCAGCUGAGGAGCAAGGUAUCAGAGGAACACGAGGUCAUCAAGAAGAAGGAGCUGGAGACUGGCCCCAAGGCAUCCUAUGGCUAUGGGGGCAAAUUUGGAACAGAGCGAGACCGAAUGGAUAAGUGCGCAGUAGGACACGAAUACAUCGCUGAUGUUGGGAAGCACUCSUCCCAGACAGAUGCAGCCCAGGGCUUUGGUGGCAAGUUUGGAGUCCAGCAGGACCGAGCAGACAAGUCAGCACUGGGCUUUGAAUACAAGGGUGAGGUGGAGAAACACUCAUCCCAGAAAGAUUACUCCAAGGGCUUUGGUGGGCGUUAUGGAGUGGAAAGGGAUAAGGUGGACAAAGCAGCUGUGGGAUUUGACUACAAGAGCCAGGCAGAGAAGCAUGACUCUCAAAAAGACUAUUCUGUGGGCUUUGGUGGGAAGUUUGGAGUCCAGAGGGAUCGUCAGGACAAGAAUGCCCUUGGCUGGGACCAUCAGGAGAAAGUGCAACCCCACGCAUCCCAAACAGACUGUGCCAAGGGGUUUGGAGGCCGUUAUGGGGUCGAGAAGGAUAGAGUGGAUAAGAGCGCUGCUGGCUUUGAUGAGAUGGCAGCUCCCACUUCCUCCUAUGAGAAAACAAGACCCCUGGAAGCAGGAGCCUCCAGUGGCACCAGCAGCCUGCGGUCACGGUUUGAGCACAUGGCCAAGUUGGCAGAGGAGGACAGCAGAAGGCAGGCCCGGGAGCACCAGGAGGCACGGCAGCAGAAAGUUCCACCAAGAGAGAAGGAAUACACUGGGGCAGACCCUCCAGCUGUGCCAGCAAGGGUACCCAGGAGUGCUGCUGGAGAUCGGCCCGUGUCACCAGGAGAGCAGGAGGCCAAAAGGGAGGAUGAAGAGGUACCACCGACUUUGCCACCAAGGCCUGCAGAUCUGGAUGCAGAGCUGUGCAAGGUCCCCAGCCACGGUCAGCCCAUCUGCAGUAUAAGUUUGGAUGUUGGUGGAGACUAUGAGGAGCUGCCAGAGCCCUCUGACUACUGUGACAGUACCAGUGGAGGUGCUGACUAUGAGGAGCUGCCAGCCCCACCAGGAAAGCUGGAUGCCACCUAUGACUUUGGAGGAGAUGGAGGUGAAGACUAUGAGGUGAUCCUUGCUCAGGAGCCCAGAGAAAACCAGCCCAACCUGGAGAACAUGGACAGAAUUUSUGAGGGGCAGAACUCGGGGAUCUGUGCGGUGGCUCUCUACGAUUACCAAGGAGAUGGAGAUGAUGAGAUUUCUUUUGAUCCUGAUGACUCAAUCACACACAUUGAGAUGGUGGAUGAAGGCUGGUGGCGGGGACAGUGCCAUGGCAGAGUCGGCCUCUUCCCAGCAAAUUAUGUGAAGCUUCUGCAAUGAAAUGAGCACUGUGCAAGCUGCUUCCUUCCAAAAUUUUACCUCUGUCUGCUUCAGCCUUUUCCAUGUUAGCAGCUUCAUUUAGCUCAGCUUAGUGUAUCCACAUUCAGAGAAAUAUGAAGGAACAAACUGGCAGUGUCGGGAGGGAAUGUUUUGUUUUAUGCCCAAGAGGAUUUUGAUCCCAAUCCACUUCCAGAUGGGAAAGAUGGGAUGGUUUAAGAGCAUAUGAGUGCAAUGUAAGGUGUCUCAUCUCUUCUAAGCUGCCCUACGUGUGAGCCAGCAAGCCUGCAGAAGCAUGUCUUGUUCCAGUGGGGCAAUUUCUGGAGAAGAAAGACCAAAUCUAGUCCAGGCAAUGCAGAAGGGAUGUGAGCUGUGAGACCUUUCAUUUCCUGUGGCUCUGGAUCUCAUCCUAGUUAGRGGUCGGGAAAAAGAGCACUGGGAAAGCCAAAUUUGCAUUUAUUCCCAGGAAGGGGUUCCACUUUUAGGAUGAGCCAUGUUUGCAGCAUGGAGCAGAGGAAUGUGAACGUGGUGUGUGUGCCCUUUUUGGGCACAUGUGUGUCUGUCYCUGAGGGCUGUGAUCUUCUGCUCUGGCCUGGCUCAGAUUGUGUCCCAGUGAUUCUGUGACAGCUCAUGUCCCCCGUACCUGCUGGAGGCUCCUGAGAAGCCCCACUGACUCUUCAUCACAGAUGUGAGUAAAAGGGUGAGCAGAUGAGAAGCAGGACAGGAGGAAACACUUUAUUGUUAAUUUUUAAAACAGUUUUCAGAAAUGCAAGGCAAAGCCCUCCCUCAAGCCAGUACUUCUUAGGUGGAUGCUCAGCUCUGGGCGUUGUUCCUGUGUGGGAUGCAGGUAUCAUCACAGCAGGAAUAAAGCAGGAACAGCUGGCUARAGCAGCAGCUGAGGAGCUGUGGGACUGAGGGACUGUGGGAGCACACCCCAGUCACUGCCACAGACAGCCGUGGCUGCAGAAGGUCCCACUGACACUGAAGCUUUUGAGCUCAGUGUAGUUCACAGAUGAGUUCUGGACCACCCAGCAGUUGAUCAAGCCUGUACUACCUGGUCAGGAGUGCAGCAUUCCUGCUCAGUGUUUGAUCCUGGAAAAACCCACACGCUAUGUCUGUCUGUGACAGGAAAGGUGCAUUGGAAUUCAGGUUAAAAGUUAUCAAUUUUAAUGUAACUCUUCCAGAGGUUUCUGGUUUGGAUUUCUGGUUGGUUGGAUUUGGGGUUUUUGUUUGGUUGGAGUGCUUUGUUAUUUUUGUUUCUCUGAAACUUCCCCAGUCUUUUUUGUUGUGCAGUUCCUGCUGUGUUUUCUGCUGUCCCUUUCCAGGGGCUCUCCAGAAAGGGGUUCAUUGGGCAGACUGACGUGUCCACUGACACUGGACUGAAGGUAUUUUAAGGUUUUUUUUAGAAUCCAGAGGGGCAUCUAGCAAGGAGAGCUGAGGGAUUCACAGCCUGUCUGGGUAGGAGCAACUGCCCAACCCAAGAGGUGGGUUACAGAAACAUUUCUUUCCCUGAAGAAUAAAAUCAGCACAUGUAGUGCACUAAGAAAUGGGAAAUUGCUCCCAACAUUGCUGUGUGUCUCCUAGUCCCAGUUCUGACUCUGUAGUGGAUUUCUUUGGGAACAGAUUAGCUAUUACUGGGUAUCUCUUGGUAACCGAGCUACAGAUGAGCAUAUUUGGGUGCAGCUGACAGGCUGUGUGACUGUGGGUGUGACCUGCCUGUGUCAUCUCCCUUGCCCCAGUGAGCCCCUGCUCCUGGCUUUGCCACAGUGUUGGGCACUGACCAGAUGUACAUGUGUUUGUGAUGUGCUGAUGUUUGCAAAAGCCCAAACAUUGAGCUCACACAACAUGAAGUGAGCAGCCUGCACCCCUGGGGCAUCGCCCCUGCACAGUGUGGUUUGGGGCAGCUCCAACACCUACAGGGGCCUCCAAAUGGAAAGGGUGCUCCUGGCACCAGCCCCAGGGUCACCACCUCUUCCUGGCCAACUUGUACUCAGAAARCACCAAGGGAAAUCUCUGCUGUCAUCACUGAGCAGCACUUUUGCCUCAUGGCUGCUCAUGAUCCUUCCUGGGCAGUUGUCACUCCUGCUCCCGUCUCAUCUCUCCUUGUCCCCAUAGCCAGCCCUGGUUCCUCAUCCCGGUGUGAGCACCGACUCUGCCCCUGAGGCAAAKCAGCGCACUCUUACCAGGAGGCUGAAAUUGCAGAGAUCAGGUCCUUGCGUUCCCAGUUUGCCCGCUUGGUCCCAUCCCCCACAGACUUCUAUCUGUGGGGAACAGGCCACAGGAACUCCAGUACCAAUUACAAAAGCCCASAGCACUUCAUCUGCUCGCCUGGCAUGUUUGUGAACAUAUAAACAAGACCCACAGCGGGCUGGUAAAAGUUGUGGGCUGGUAAAAGCUCAAGGCAGCCACUUCAUUCACCCUUGCUGGAAUCAGUCAGAUCCUGGGCAGAGGCACUGGGAGUGAGAAGGGCCAGGUCUGCACAGACCUCSCACCUUUGAAAUGGCUGCGGACAGGACACACCUGAAACCACUGAAGUUUCAUGAAAGGAGAAAACAGUAACUGGCUAGUGCUUUGACAGGUUCUGGGAAACAUCUGGGUUACAGGAGACACUUUGAAAACAUGUUAUUGCAACAAAAAAUACKAUGUUGAGGUUCCAGGGCUAUAUGCAAACGUGGUUGAAGCUCCUGCCCAAAUUCCUGCUCUGCUCCAGCCACACUGGGUAUAUCCCACAGUAGGUAGGAGCAGUUAUUACACCAUUGCAUACCUCAUACAUAACUUGUUUGURUCAUUCUGGUGCCUCUUGGUCCUAAUCUGGGUCACCUCUGAUUUGUAACUUCCAAAGGGUUUAAUUUAACACAAUUUAUUUCUUUUUUUCUCUCUUCGCUGCCCUUUUCCCAUCCCUGAUCUGUGGAUACAGACUAAGCUGAAACCAGAGGCCUGGGCCUAUCUCAGGCUUAUUCCUCUCUGCCAGAAAGAUUUUCAGUUGCUUUAUUUGAACUCCAAACUUUGCAUUGCAAAAUAACAAAAACAAUUAUCUGAAUGCUGGUACAGCUUAGUUUUGUGAUGGCUGCCAGAAUCUCACAUCUGUAAUUUGGCUGCUGUUUUUCUGUCUAAUGCUUCAACUUCUCCUUCCUGCUGUCCCUGUGAAGGGAGCCAGUACCUGGAAUCAGACUGGGGAAUAUUGGACCACGGCUGCUGCUUCCUGCACAGACACACCACAGUGCUGGUACUAUAAUUCAUCCCUCCCAUUGCUCCCAGAACUCUCCUUGGGAGAGGGAUGGAUUUUUAAAAGUUUCCCUAGAAUAUCUUCUCUCUGGAAAGGAUCAACAAAUCCCAUGCUAAAUUUAAAUAUUCUGCUCCAGCAGCAGCUUUGCACAACUGAUGGCUUUUACCUUUCCCURGGUGCUGUGGGAGAUACAAAACCACGUUUUGUUUAUCUGGAUUGUUUUGGAAGGAAGGGGAGCGAUSAAAGAGGAAAUCUGGCUAAUGAAAGUACUCAAUAGUCAUGUGUGAAUGCAGGGCCCAAUCAGGUCCUGGACAUGUUGGUAACUGGGAUUGGGAUCUCAUAGAGAGAUGAAAACUAGUGCUCGGGAUCUACCAGGGCUUUGGAGAGUAUGUCCUGGAGAUGUGGCUGUCUGGAYCCAGGUGAGAAGGAGCCAGUGUGGAUGACUGGUCCAUGUAGACAGAAGUAAGGUCUGUCAUAGGGUUUUCCUGGUCUGUGCCACCACAUCAAGCUCAAGGUUACAUUUGGUCAGUGACCAGAUCCAGCCCCAGCUUGCCCUGGCUGGUGCAUGAGGUGGGAAGUUGUUUAUUUUCUGUGCUAGGGAAAAAAAACAGUCCCAAUCUAUGAGGAUUUUUUUUUUCUGCAAUCUGGUGUUUGUCUCGCUUCUUGACCCUCCUGUUCURUACAGUGGCUCUGUGGGAAGACUCUGAAGAAAAUGAUUGUGACCCCCAAAUCUGAGCCUGACUGUUUAUUAAUUCCUUGGUACUUUCAGGUAGGGGAUGUAUUGGAUCUCUCUGGGACAGUCUUCCCUGAACACCAUGACUUCUGUUUGCCUGGAAUUUGAUUCUGUGCCUGCUUUUCCAUGUGAAAACCCCCAGCCUGAUACAAGAUCAAACCCACAAAAUCUUUGGCCCCCUACCACAUCCWUCUCUCCAGCUCUGCACAGUGAGAUGCAGCUUUAGCYGAGACAAGCGGCUCAUGCAGUCAGAGCUGAGGAGACCAAUUUGUCYUAAAUUUCCAUUGCAUCCAUUUUUCCUCAUCCCCAGGCUUGGGAAAAGCAGGACACAGGCCUUUGGGAAAGGGCAGAUCAGCUGCAGGGAGGGAAACAGCACCAAAGCCCCCAAGAUGGGCUGGUAUGGAAUUACAGCCAUGCUGGAGGAAGGAGAGGCCCAACCUGUGCCCAUGUGGCCCCUCUGCAUCCCCUCCCACUGCAGCAACACCCCAGGGCCACAAGCACCAGAGCCACAGGGGAACAGAAAGGAACUCUGGAGGUUGUUGAGCCCAAAGCCCUCCCUUGCUCAGGGGCUCCUGACCUUAUCACUCUUGAAAAUUAGUAAGAUAGUUUCUUUCGUGYCUCAGUGAAAUUGCCAGUAUUUCAGGUUGUUUCCAUUGCCUUCUGUCCAUUCCUGGGACACCUCAGGUUCCCUUCAAUGCUCACACUURGGAUUUCAACCCAUCAGUAAACCCCACUGACCUCCUAAUUCUGAGCAGUCCCAGCCCCCAGUCUCUCCUUACCUGUCAGGUUCUCAGACRUUGUAACGAAUCCAUGCUGGAGUCCAGUCCUGACCAGGCUGUCUUGUACUGGGGAGCCUGAAACAGGAGCCAGGGCUCCAGCUGUGCCUCACCUGUGCCCCAGGGAGGGGAUGGGCAAGUGUUCAGGCUCCCACAGCUGAGGGUGUUCUCAGACCAGAGRGGUGUACUGCUGACUCAGGGGUGGCUCAGGGCCUUCAGAACAGCCAGGUAAUUCUCUGCAACUCUGCUCUGGUCCCCCAAAUGGAAAUAUCCCUGCCUGGGUGUAGGACAUGGCAUUUCCCUCUAGGAACUUAAUGAAAUUCCCAUUAGCCCAUUUCUCCCUGAAGGGACUAGCCCARAUAGAGACCAUGGCAGGAGAGGUACACACCCGAGGGACUGCAGCCUGUGCCAUGAAUGAGUAAACAAGAAGAGGAACAAAUUACAAGUAGAAAAGUGAAGGCCUGCCCAGCCCCAGCCGCCUGUGCUGUGUCACCUCCCCCAGGGACUGGGAGAGACUGGGCAGAACCUGCAGGGAAAGAGGGGAGAAAAGAUGUUGGACUGAAGCUGAACCUGGGAAAACAGAGGAAAGGUGUUUCCCCAAGUGUUUUUUUUAAUCAUCAUCUUGGGUU